Molecule: messenger RNA, 1123 nt
Organism: Corylus avellana
Lineage: Eukaryota; Viridiplantae; Streptophyta; Magnoliopsida; Fagales; Betulaceae
Product: microbial collagenase
Source: RefSeq, a predicted model, not a curated record
UCCACUUGCUGAAAUUCACACGACAAGGCUUCUCAAGAGAAGGGAAACGACAACUCGACGACAGCACGAGCAAAUGGCAAUGGGCUCACAAACAGCGUUCUGUAUGUUCUCUUCCUCCUCCUCCUCUUCCUUCGGCUUGUUGCUCUCAUGUUCAUUUUCUAAAACAUCCCUCAGACCCUCUUGUUCCUCUCAAAUACCACCUUAUGCUAAGCCCACAAAACCCCAUCUUCUUAGAUUUCCCAGAGCAAGAACCAGAGCCACCCUGGAUGAAACAGACCAAAGUGCCUCCACCACCCCUUUUCUUGUCCAGGAAGGAAAACCCAACAGAGAAGUGGAAGAGAGUGUGAAAGUGCUGAAACAGGCUGCUAAGACAAGAAAGGUUGCGGCAGAAGACAUUUUGUCUGCAUUUUCUGUUAUUGAAAAGGCAAAGAUUGAGCCCUCCGGGUUUCUUGAUACACUUGGUGGAUCAAAAUCCCCUGGCAGAACAUGGAUGCUUAUUUUCACUGCUGAGAAUAAAUUGAAGGGCGGUCGUUAUUUUCCUCUUACAGCUGUUCAGAGGUUCGAUGCAGCCGCAAAGAGAAUUGAGAAUGGAGUAUAUCUUGGACCAAUUGGAUCCUUAACGUUUGAAGGUAAAUUUACAUGGAAGCACAGAAUACUGGCCUUCAUAUUCGAGUGUAUUCGUAUAAAAAUUGGACCUUUGAAUCCCUUGGAGAUUAGCCUUGGCCAAAAAGAGGACAGGGAGCCAAGCACCAAGGAUCCUUUCUUUACCUGGUUUUAUGUUGAUGAGGAAAUAGCAGUUGCUCGAGGCAGAAGUGGAGGGACUGCAUUUUGGCUGCGCUGUCACCGUGUUGCUGCUUGAUCGUAAAUUUGAUUUUCAAGCCAAAUACCUGCACAAAAAUUUCCUUGUACGGUUGAUAAUUAUUACUCUGUUUACAUUUGCAGCUCAACACAUUAGGACAACAACCAUUUGAAGUGUUAUAUGUCACCAGUUAAGGUUUCGUUGUCGUCCCCAUGAUUGUUAAUAUCGUAUACCAUGUUUGAUGGACAAUCACCCUGUAUCCUGAUACCAGCUCCCUAAUAGGAAUGUCUUAAAAAGGAUUAUUAUGAUUUUUUUUUUUUUUUA